Messenger RNA from Carassius carassius (crucian carp), 1823 nucleotides. RefSeq names its product apolipoprotein L domain containing 1b (gene apold1b). The transcript has 13 exons. Gene Ontology annotation, molecular function: lipid binding. Gene Ontology annotation, biological process: lipoprotein metabolic process; lipid transport. The coding region runs from base 331 to 1755 and encodes 474 amino acids. Gene Ontology annotation, cellular component: membrane; extracellular region. Lineage: Eukaryota; Metazoa; Chordata; Actinopteri; Cypriniformes; Cyprinidae. The record is from RefSeq and is a predicted model, not a curated record.
GCGAUCAUGUGCCUUUCGAGGAAGAGUGUGUGGAUUUUACAGUGAAAGAGGGCUCUGUUCACCUCUGAACUGAACACAUUGUUUGUUUUAGGUCAUGUUUUGUGUACACUUCUAAGGUAAGAAGACCUGGUUUGCAGUCGAACGCCACUGAUUUUGAACGGCUUCUUUAAAUAGUCCUAGAACACUGAAAACCGCAGCGUUCUGUUUGUUUUGGUUUGAUUGUUUCCGUUUUUUCUUUUUCUUUUGGAAGAGGAUUUAAAGAGAAGACAGCCACGACCAGGGCAUUAUACAGUGUUGUGUUCAGCAGGAAGGACUGACGCGAUUGCUGGGAUGCAGAAUCUCUAUCCCUUUAAGUCCUUGUCACAGAGCUCAGCCGUAACCAAAGCUUCAGUGAAUAAUGAUGGCAAGCAGGACACACCUGUAUGCAGUUCUUCUACCUGGACAGGAGAGGCAGCAGAGAGCAGAGAGACCCAACACAAACAGGAUCCCGGAAUAAUUAUGGGAAUGAUUAAAAAACUAAAUCCAUUCAGGUUUUCCUCACAGAACAAGAUCAGUGAGCCUCUAACUGUCUCUGCAGCAGAUGAGCAAACGCAGGAUCACGGCGGGAUGCGAGACCAUCUGAAAUCCACAGCUCAGGUGUCUGGUCAAGCAGAGGGACUGAACGCCUCGUCUGCGAUCGAUGACACAUGUUUGACAGCACAGAUCGAUCAAACAGCAGAAACAGAUGUCCCCAUCUCCAGUGAAGGAAACCCUCUGGACAACGAAGAUGAUGAAGACGGUCUGCUGGCCUGGUGGAGAACCGUGGAAGGUUGGAGUGAAUGGAACGAAUCAAAGCAAUUUAAUGAAAAAGAUGGAGAACAAGCGAUCGAAUCCGCCGCUAACCGGGUCUUCAUGUCCGCCAAGUUGUUCGUGCACCUGCUGAGUCAGCGCGAGCCGUCGCUGCAGCGGCGCAUACAGGAGCUGCUGACGCUAGCGGACGCCGCCGACAGCUUCCACAGGAAGACGGUGACCGCGAGCGUGGGCGGGGGCGUGGCCAGCGUCGCCGGCAGCAUCACCACCAUCACCGGCCUGGUCCUGGCGCCCUUCACCUUCGGGACGUCCCUCAUCGUGACCGCGGUGGGCAUCGGGGUCGCGACCGCCGGCGGAGUGACGUCAGCGUCGGCAAACAUCACCGACACGGUUCACUCCAACACGGACCGGAAGAAGGUGGAGAAGAUGAUCCAAGAUUAUCAGCAGGAAGUUAAAGAUAUCAAAGAAUGCCUGGACUUCCUCCAGGCCGGGAUGGAGACUCUGCAGGAGUGGCACUUCGAGAAGUACGUGGACAGCAUCACCAGACGGGCUCUGAACCAGAACGUGAAGCACGUGUUGAAGGAGGGCGGCCGGGCUGGGAAAGCACUGCUGGUGAACACCGACAGCCUCAUCAACACCGUCCAGGUGCUCAGUGUGGCCGGAGGAGCCGCCAAAGCCGCGCAGGUCAUCAGCAUCACCACCGGCGUCAUGUCGGGCCUCUUCCUCGCCCUCGACGUCUUCUUCCUCGCCAAGGGUUCGCUGGAGCUGCGCAAGGGCGCCAAGACCGAGUUCGCGGCCAAGAUCAGAGAGGUUUGCAAGGAGCUGCAGAACGGACUGCAGGAGCUGAAGAGAAUCCAGCUACAGCUGCAGAAAACCAUGGAUGGGGUUGAGAUGGUGGAGGAGGAAGAGGAGGAAGAGGAGGAGGAGGAGGAGGAGGCAGAAAAUAAUUCAGAACCCAAAAAAUAGUCCAGCUAGAAGAAUAAGCAUUGAUGAUCAUCCUGAGCAAGAAGUAAAUUAUAUAUACACAUACAUAC